Molecule: messenger RNA, 1839 nt
Organism: Hemicordylus capensis (graceful crag lizard)
Lineage: Eukaryota; Metazoa; Chordata; Lepidosauria; Squamata; Cordylidae
Exons: 8
Coding region: 222-962 (246 amino acids)
Cellular component (GO): cytoplasm
Source: RefSeq, a predicted model, not a curated record
UCCUGAAAGACCAAGACUUUGCUGCCUUAGAGAAGACCUGGAGGCUCCUGGUAGCGUGGCUAGUCCACCCCAGCCAGAACAUCCGCUACCUGAGCGAAAGGGGACUUCUCCAAAUUUAUGGCACCCUGAAGGCGGCCAAGAAACCCCAGGAUUUUAGUGCCGGGAUCCUGGCAGGGCUCAGGACCUCCAGUCUGGAAGCCACUUUGGGGGUCCUGGCCUUCAUGGAGCGGCUGAGGCACUGUCCAUCAGAACACCAGGCCACGGUGAAUGCUGUCCUGGCUGCCCUGUGCCGCCCUCUCUUCCACCACGAGGAGGCUAAGAUCCGAAGGGCAGCCAUGAGGACCCACCUGGAUCUCCUGCAGCACCGCCACCACCACCACAAGGGUACAGAGGAGAACAUCACGACCCUCAUCGCGGUGCUGAUGCAUGUGGAGGAUGAAGACCUGGAGGUAGCACAGGCUGCGAAGGACAAUCUGAGCCUCCUGGCGGAAGCCCUCCUAUGGCACCUGGAGGGCAAGCUGCUGGCGCGGGACUCUUACAGCCUGCAGGAGCUGCUCCACAAGAUCGCCAAGUGUCUGAUUCGGCAGCUCGGCACAGAGGACGCCGUGGAGAUGGAGGCCACCAAGAUCCUGGGCUUCUUCCGCAGCGAGCAGCCUUCAGUGAGGAGAACGGCUGCCCUGCUGAUCGGUCACCUGGUCCACAAAAAGGGCAGCAUCCUCACUGAAGGGAACAUAGAGACCUUCCAUGCUGCGCUGGAGAGCUUGCUUGGCGAACAUGACCCCGAGGUCGGGAGAGUUGCCUGCAAGACAGAGAAGAUCGUGAAGAAGGCCUUUUCCCUCCACUCCCGGCACGGGCUGCGGGCUGCCGUUCGGCGCUUGUGGGCGGGCUGUAAGAAGAAGAGACACCCGCCAGAGUACGGUGAUCUCUCCACCUGGAACAACAGCCCCGUGCUCUCCCCUUGAAGAUCAGCAGCUGAAGGGAGGUUCAGGAAAGACCGUGCAGCGCAGGGGCCUCCCAGAAGACCUCCUCCAAGCGCGUGGACACAAGAUCUGUCCACAAGAAGACAUCCAGCAGGGAAGUGCAGUUCUGUCUGAGGAGUGAGGGGGAAGCAGGCUCCACUCCCCUGGCCCAAGGAAGCCCCGCCUCUGGGGUGCAGAAGCCCCUCCCCUUGCUUCUGCUGGCAGGCUGUGGGAGGAGGCUACAGGACCACCCUGCCCCCAAGUGGCCCUUUGGAACCAUUCUUGGGCUUCCCUUGGGUCCGGGGAGGCUGUGUGGCCCCAGCAGGAGGGCAAGGUCACCGCCUCCCUCCAUUCCCACCAGCUGGCCAAGGAGCGCCCCCUCCUCCUUCCACCUUUCUCCCCUUCCCCAGCGGCCUGGCUUCCCCUGGCAGGGGAAGCCCCAUCCAGGCAUCCGCCCCCUCCCCUGCCGAGGGUGUGCUCCUCCCCCCCUCCACUCCCGCAGCCACGCCUCACUCCCCCCUCCGCUCCCUCCUCCUUCCUCCCAAACCGGUGCAGCAGCAGAGGAGCCUGGGAGACUCUGGGGGCCCCCUGCAGCCCCAGUAGCGCCCCCUGGUGCUGCCCGGUGGCAGGCCAGAGAAUUCUCCUCUCCCUCCUGCUCCAUGCUGUGGCUGCACAGUGGGGAGCCCAAGGUCAAGCAGAAUUCUCUGGCUUGCCCCCCCCUCAACCCCCAGCCCCCUGCCCAAUCCCCACUUGCUGGGCUGCCGGAGUAGAAAGGGAGGAGGAGCAGGGCAACCCCACUGACGCUGCUUUGUGCUUCUUGCAGGCUUGUGCUGCUGCUGGGCGGCUGGAGGAGUCGAUCCGCCCCAGAAGCGGAGACCAA